This is a messenger RNA of Striga asiatica, 570 nucleotides long. The record is from the annotation of a GenBank genome assembly. NCBI's taxonomy places the organism in Eukaryota, Viridiplantae, Streptophyta, Magnoliopsida, Lamiales, Orobanchaceae.
AUGUUCUCUCCGCCGCCGCUUCUCCACCGCAACCGACCGCCUGACCGGCCAAAUCCUCGCCGCCGUCAUUCGAAACAGACCUCUCGACUCCGCUCCUACCCACCACAACCAAACCCGCAUCUGGACAUCAGAAAACGUCUCUCAGGUCCUGAGAUCAAUCCCUCUACACCUCUUCCAGUCGCCGAGAUCCAUCGGCCGCCAGAAAACCCACCGCCACCGCUCCCUAUCCGUCAGCGAAACCUCAAGCAGGAAACAACCAAUCGCAAAACAGGCUCCCUAAUCCUCGGCCCCGCUGCCCACAGAGACCCCAAGCUCCUGAAUCUCGGCCUCGAGAAGGCGCUCGAGUUCUUCUACUGGGUCGAGAACCGGUUCGGCUUCCGGCACGACGAGUGGACCUGCCGCGAGGUGGCGAUCGUCCUCACCAAAGGCAAUCGAAUGAACCUUCUCUGGGAUUUCCUCAAGAACAUGUCGAGGCGGCGGCACGACCUCGUCACCACCUCCACCAUGACCUGCCUCGUCAAAACCCUAGGCGACCAAGGCCUAGCGAACGAAGCCCUCUCCAGGGUCUAA